Messenger RNA from Anas platyrhynchos (mallard), 3751 nucleotides. RefSeq names its product osteoglycin (gene OGN). Gene Ontology annotation, cellular component: extracellular matrix. Gene Ontology annotation, biological process: bone development; articular cartilage development. The record is from RefSeq and is a predicted model, not a curated record. Gene Ontology annotation, molecular function: protein binding. Lineage: Eukaryota; Metazoa; Chordata; Aves; Anseriformes; Anatidae.
GGCAAAGCAUUUUUUACCCCAUGGAAAGCACUUUUAAGACUGUCAAUCCUGGAAGAAGUAUUCAUUGCAGCAUAUGUAUUUCAUAACUUUACUUUUUUAUCAGUCUACUUUGGGUUAACAUAUACAUAAGAAUAUCUGGUUUUAGGACACAAUCACAGAACUUGGAAUCUACUAAAACGUCACAAAGAAAGUAUUCUCCAUAGUCAACACACUAGCAGAUCUUCAUCAGCUCUGUGCAAGCCAGAUACACUGUUCUGUGAGAAAAUGAAGACUUUGCAGCCUGCUUUUUUUCUGUUUGUGUUUGUACCUUUGGUGAAGUCAGCACCACCUAUACAGCAAGAACCAUUCAAGUUUUAUGACUAUGAUACAGAUGUUACCAUGGGAAGCCUGAUCCACCAAGAUUAUGAAAUACAGUCCAAGGAUAUAAAAAAGGAUGCAACAAACGUUUCUCUUGACACUGCCCUAAGACUGCAAGGGGAUGACAGCGAACGCAGUGUAAAACCAACAAAGGAUACAAAUUUACCUACUUGUCUGCUCUGUGUGUGUUUAAGUGGAUCAGUGUACUGCGAGGAAAUAGAUAUUGAAGCUGUACCCCCACUGCCAAAGGAAACAGCGUACCUAUACGCACGAUUUAAUAAAAUAAAAAGGAUAGCAGUCUCAGAUUUUGCUGACAUUACUACUUUGAGAAGAAUUGAUUUUAGUGGAAAUAGGAUAGAAGAAAUUGAAGACGGAGCCUUUGCAAAGCUUCUGUUAUUGGAAGAACUUUCUCUUGCUGAAAAUCGGCUUGUAAAACUUCCUGUUCUACCUCCCAAACUAACAACAUUUAAUGCAAACCAAAACAGAAUCAAGAGCAGAGGAAUCAAAGCAAAUGCUUUCAAAAAGCUGACAAAUUUGGCCUACCUCUACUUGGGACAUAAUGCACUGGAGUCUGUUCCCCUGAACUUACCAGAGAGUCUGCGUAUUCUUCACCUUCAGUACAACAACAUUACUACAAUCACUGACGACACAUUCUGCAAGUCGAACAACACACGUUACAUCCGCACGCGUAUGGAUGAGAUACGGAUGGAAGGCAAUCCGAUCCUCCUGGCAAAGCACGUUAAUGCUUUUUCCUGCUUGAGAACAUUGCCUGUAGGGACAUACUACUAGUCACUACUUACAUAAUUAUACAUGCCAAAAUUCAAGCAUGGUAACAGAAGAUCAUUCUUAUUCCUGUUUAUAUCCUCUCUUUUGCUAAUGCAGUUUUCCCUGCAUACCCUGAACUUUUUCCUGUGUUGAAAUUGAGUUCUCCUCUAAAAUAACUAUUUCAAAACAUCCACUUAAUUUAGGAGUUACAAUGCCACCCAUGCUUUCAGAUUUUGUUGAUGAAAGCAUAAAAAUGUGUGUACAUAUGCAUAUGGUUUCAACUUCUAAUUCACUACUUAUUCUUUACAUGUAGGGAAAAUCAUGAAACUGCUUUUUCACAUUCUUUAUCAAUUUCCAGGACAAUCACCACAUUUUGCUUUCAGAUAAACACAAACAUUCUUCAAGCAAGCUACAGAGGAAAAAUAAAUUUUAAUUCCAAUCAUACUCGCUUUGAUCUGAAAUUAAGCUUUUUCAGCUGACCUUCAAAAGUGCAUGGAAUGAAGUUGCAUAUGAAAGAAAGUUAUGUUUAGACACAGAACUUAACAAUGUUUAACUUUAUUAAAACUUCCUUGAAAACUUCAUUAGUGGAAAAUGAGAAAAAUUCUUAUCUAGGCUUAGUGUACCUAGCAACAAGGCAAGCAGAACAUUCAAAUGUGUCAAAUGUUCCUUUAGUAUUUUUCUUUAAAAAAUAAUCUAAAUACAGUUAUAGAUAUAUAUUACAAUUGAAUGUAUACGUAUAUACGCAUUCAAUUGUAUAUACUACAUAUAAAUAUUUUUACACAUUUUUGAUGGAAAUAUAAUAUAUAUACACACACACAUCUUGUUCAGCUGUGGUCAUAUGAGUCAACUUUAUCUUCCCAUUUAAAUACAAUGCUCAGCAUACAGCAUGGUAUGACAGAGUACCUUUGUUAUUAAGGCAUGAUAUAAACUGAGCCUUGUUCACCGCUUUUUCUUGACAGGAAAUGUGACAUAUAAUUAACAGCAAAGCUGAAUUAAUGCUUUUUACCUCUAAACGAGCAAGAUUUCAACUAGCAGUCAGUACAAAGAAACAGAAAUACCUUUGUACAGAAACACAUUCACUCAUUAGACAAAAAUCACAUUAAAUCUUCAAAAAGAAAAGCUGAUUCUAUCACUGAUCUAAAAAUAGUGCUAACCCUGAGCAAAUGAAACUAGCAUCAUUUCACUCAAGAACUUUAUAACAAUCUAUUGAAAAGAGAAAACUACGUGUGCAGACCUCAAUCCAUUUACUAAAACUGGACAUAAUGUCUUUCAGAACACAGGGUUUCUAAUUACACAAAAAUACAUUUCUUCUAACUUGGUUUCUUCCCUCAAAUACCUACCACAGGCUUAAACUCUUCAAAUAAACAAAUGCCAAACAAGUGCUAGUAUUAUUACCGGAUCAACUUCAUACUAACUUUGAAGCUAGUGUAGAUAUCUAAUUCGUAGAACUAGUUAAGCACCAAAUGCAUGAUGUAUUAAUACCACCUAGAAUACUGAUUUUUUUAAGGUAUUUUGUAUUAAUUAUGUCUAUCUUAUUUAGCUAAGCCUUGAUUUGUUAGCGCUUGUGCUCUGGGGAAUUAUUAAUAAAUUCAAACUUAAUUUUGAACAUACUGAUGCUCUGUCACUAAGAGUGUUGAGAUCUACGAAACUGUAAGUCACUUUUUAAGGUUAAGUGACUAUGUCAGGAAUCAGCUGUGGGUUCAUCAUUCUGAAAAGAGUAUACAAAUAUGAAAAGCAAGACAAGUAUAUUUUUGCCCUGAACCCAUUACUCAAAAAAGGCAUAGCAAUCCCCAAUUUUCCAGUUUAGAUUAUUUUAACAACAAAUUCCAUUGUCUUACUGCAUCUGAGAACAAGAAGUCCUACAGCAAGAAAAACAUUUGAUUUUCAUUUUUCCCAUCUAAAUCAUACAAUUUUGAUAUUUCCAGGUGUUCAGCAAAAAGAUAAACAGCCCCAAAGCAUAUCAAAAUACAUUCCAUUUUCAAUCCAAAUUUAGACCAGGAAAAAAAUAAAAGCCAGCAAUUCUCUCAUCCCCAUUUGAUAAGAUGAAGUAAACACAAGUUAGAAGCCUAAGUAGUGCCUCUGAUCUUAUUCUCAUUACAAGUCAUUACUACUAAAUAAAGCUCUUUGUAAUAUUAAUGGAGUCAAUACAUUUCAAAAUUAUUCCUAUUAUUUCCCUGUGAAAACAAGCAUGUGCAUACAUAUGCAUAAACACGUGUAUGCACAUUUAUGUAAUUCAUGCACACACAAAUGCUAAGAUCUUACUACUACCACAUCAUUAAUUUUACAUUAGGUUGUUGUAUAUAUUUUUGAAAAGGUACUAGACAUCAACAAGAAUUCUAAUUUAAUGCUCUUAAUAUUUCGUGAGCACACCACAAGUAGACAACUGGUAUCUUCUGAAAGCCCCACACAGACAAUAAAUUAUCUGAUAUAUUUUAAUUUACUUUUCCCCAUUCACAGCACGAGAAAACAUCAAAAGUUUUAAGUUAGAAGGGCUAUACUAUGCAAGAUUUUUUGCCUUCUCUUUUUGUGACCUGUAUUAAUAUCAAGCUGAAUGUACACUGUUUUUUCCCCAUCACUUAUUUCUAGUCUGUAUUUCCAAUAAAACUUGAAUUUUUUUUCUUGUUUAUCA